This is a messenger RNA of Frankliniella occidentalis (western flower thrips), 1313 nucleotides long. RefSeq lists its product as uncharacterized. NCBI's taxonomy places the organism in Eukaryota, Metazoa, Arthropoda, Insecta, Thysanoptera, Thripidae. Bases 110 to 742 code for a protein of 210 amino acids. The record is from RefSeq and is a predicted model, not a curated record. The transcript has 7 exons.
CGUGGCGUUCAGCGUGGCCGUGCUGGUGUGCUCCUCGUGCGGCCUGCUCAGCACCUGGCUGCUCCUCAUCGGGCUCCGGCUGGACAACCGGAUCCUCCUCAUCCCCUGGAUGAUCGUGGUGGCGCUGACCGCAAUGGUGGACGUCUCCCACAUCUUCCACGUCGUCUUCAUCAGCGACGCCAACCUCAAACCCGAGAUCGCCAUGCUGUUUACCGUCGAUUUCUUCCUACUCAGCCUGAACCUCUACUCGUUACUCUGCGUCGUGUCGCAGUACCAGGAGUACAAGGCCGGGCGGGGGCGGGCCGUAGACGAGGACAGCUUCCUUAGGUUCGCCCCCGUGCGGUACCUGGCGCAGCCCACGGCCACCAGCAUCCUGAGCACGCGCCGGGGCACCCACACCACCGUCCACGACGGCCACAGUCCCUCGGGGGACGCCAAGGACGGCAACGGCACCCUGGGCGUCAACGGGUCGCUGACGGCGGGGGCGGAGCCCGGCCCGGGCGUCCUGAGGCUGGCCGUGCCGCCGCCGCCCUACUCCAAGAAGGUCGCGGGCGCCAUCCCGGGCCAGGGCUGCGCGCGCAAGCACGUCAAGUUCCCCGACAUGUGCAACGCCAGGGUGGUCCUGGACGAGGACUCCAGCCCCGGGGACUCGCCAGGUGCGGAGCCAUGCGGCUACAUGGAAGAGGGCAGCACGGGGAUGGAGUGGCCAAUGGAUGAGAAGGCGCUGCUCAGCGCGGCCUGAUGGAGGAUGGGGCGUUUUUCUAACAGGGAGACUUUGGUUAAUGCGCGCUUAUGAACCAAAUAGAAGAUUUACGUGGACGUUGGUCUCCUUGUACGACAUGGGCAUGGACUGUAGAUGCAGUCUUCGUACGAUGUACAUAGAUUGAUAUUAAAAUUUCUGUGAUGUUUACAAAUAGAAAACAAAUGCUUUGAUUGUGGAAUAUACCUAGUAUUUGUUCCUGGAAAGGAUUUAAGAAAACAUUUUGUAAUUAAGUGAAUGACUGUUUUUUGGAGUGGUUCUUGAUGAGAGUGAUAUUGAAGUCUGAAGUUUAUUAUCAUUACAGCAGAAUAAAACUUAUACUGUGAUGUGAGGUAUUCCGUCAUGAAAAUCUUUGGAUGUAUGGCUACAAAGAAGAUAUUUAGGAAAAAGUGUUGUGCCAGCUUUGAUGAGACUGACUGAUGUGUUUUUAAAUCAAAGGGUAGCAGGAAUUCCAGAGAAAUGACGGAUGUGAAAUAUUUCUAAAUUAAAGUUGUAGGGGUGGAAAAAAAUUUAUGAUACUCAGAAUGUGUUCUUCAAUAAAUUUAUCAGUUUA